AUGGCUGGGCGCAAUACAAGCCUAUACAUCGGUCUCAGAUGUGGUCCGUUUGAAGCUCUUUGCUAUCUAUGUGGUUCUCUUUCCGACGUUGUCCGGAGGUUCUCUCUUCGCGUCUCUGUGAUCCCUUACUGCUGUGUGCAGGCUAUUUCGGAUAUGUUUCGGCUUCGAGCUAGUCUCGAUCAGAUGAUAUUAAGAUUAGCCAUACCCAUUCAUGGGAUUUGUGAACAAUCUAGCCGUCUUCCGUCUAUGGAGUCUUCAAGCGUUAUGGGUGGGAAAAGUAUCACUGCAGGGAGAAUAAUGCGUAAGAGAAGUGACCAAUCUAAGGAUAACAUCAAUGUUCUUCUCCAAGGCCUUCGUGCUGUCUCUUUUCGGGACCUUACUUCACUUCUGGCCAAGUCCAGCGAAGACUCCCUUUCAUCAUUGCAGUUUCUGCUUCAAGAUCCCAACACAACUAGCCGCAUCUAUGUUCUCUCGGUUUUUGUUACCGAGACAUUGGCUCAAACUAACCGGAAACAUGAGGAUAACUCUUAUUUCAAUCCUCCAUCGAUGGAAUCUCGUCAAGCUUCUUCUCACCGUUCACUUGGUGCUGAGUUUUACGAGAGAUCACCGCCUCCACCACCACCAAAGAAAACUAAAAAAGACGAAUCCGAAACAACCGGAAUAUGA
Arabis nemorensis is the source of this 666-nucleotide messenger RNA. Lineage: Eukaryota; Viridiplantae; Streptophyta; Magnoliopsida; Brassicales; Brassicaceae. The record is from the annotation of a GenBank genome assembly.